Molecule: messenger RNA, 213 nt
Organism: Caenorhabditis remanei
Lineage: Eukaryota; Metazoa; Nematoda; Chromadorea; Rhabditida; Rhabditidae
Exons: 2
Coding region: 1-213 (70 amino acids)
Source: RefSeq, a predicted model, not a curated record
AUGCAACUGAGUCAAUUCCUUCGACUCGCCACAUCAGACACCUAUCACAACGAUCCGUCGAUUGCCGCGCUUCCCAGUGUUGAGAACCGAAUAUUCAAGUACGUGAACAACAAGCCGCCUUCCACGGAAAAGUACGACCGAUUCAUCCGAAACGGACUGUUCGAUUUCCGACCCCUGAUACGACGUCACCCGUAUGAGUACCGGUUACAGUAA